AUGGCAAAUGAGCAACCGGAUGUGCCCGAAGGACUGAUAAAACUCCUACAAGAUUUCACUAUUGCCAUCCUUCAAAGCAAACCCAAAAAUAUACCACGUUUUGCAGUCAGCUAUUUCACCCGCCUAGCAAAUAACAGUGAGAGUAGCAUGAAGUCAGAAACUCAACAUUCAGUUGAUACAGACAACAGUGAAGAUAUGGAUGACGAGUAUGCUGAAAAAAUGAUGGAAAUGGCAGCUCAGCGGUCUUCCACAAGAAGAGACAGCGUGACUGCAGAGCCAUUUAAUCCGGACGAGGACGAAGAAAAUGAGGGUAGUCUGGAGGGACGCAGGAACAGUUUUUAUGAGAAAACACCGGAACAGAUUGCACGUUUGAAGGACGUUUGUAGAAAAAUUGUCCUUUUUAGUGAACUUGAUGAUGCAGAGCUUGUUGAUGUUAUAAAUGCCAUGUUCACGAAAACAGCAGAGCCUGAAGAGGACAUAAUUAAGCAGCAUGAUGAUGGAGACAAUUUCUACGUCAUUGAUUCCGGCAGGUUUGAAGUAAAAAUUGAAGAUAGAGUGAGUGGUGUGAAGGUAGUGAAGGUGUACGAAAAUGAGGGGUUUUUCGGUGAACUGGCUCUAAUGUACAACUCACCUCGAAGUGCAACAGUCACCGCAGUGACAGAGGGAAUACUCUGGGCUUUGAGUAGGCAGUCUUUCAGGCGGCACGUGCUGGGUCAUGCAGCGAAGCGCCGACGUGCCUUCAUAGAACUGCUGCACUCCGUGCCGAUCCUUCAGGAUCUAACUCCUUACCAGCGAAUGUCGCUGGCCGACAACUUACAGCGGAGAUCGAUCCCAAAGAGCGAAAUCAUCAUUCGUGAGGGCGACCCAGGAGAUGCGCUCUUCUUCGUAAUGGAAGGUGUUGUCGGUGUCAGGAGACGACAAGGAAGCACUGAAAAGGAGCUCGGAAAAAUUGAAAAAGGAGGGUAUUUUGGUGAGCUGGCGCUUUUAAGCAACAAACCGCGUGCUGCAAGCGUGUACGCAGUCACUGAUGUUACAUUGGCAAUGUUGGGUGUGGAGAGUUUUGAGCGGUUGCUGGGUCCUUGUAUUGGUCUUAUGAAGGAUCAAGCGUUAGAUUAUGAAAGCCAAGAGGAUACAAUAUGA
Molecule: messenger RNA, 1140 nt
Organism: Echinococcus granulosus
Lineage: Eukaryota; Metazoa; Platyhelminthes; Cestoda; Cyclophyllidea; Taeniidae
Product: cAMP-dependent protein kinase type II regulatory subunit
Exons: 1
Coding region: 1-1140 (379 amino acids)
Biological process (GO): regulation of protein phosphorylation
Cellular component (GO): cAMP-dependent protein kinase complex
Molecular function (GO): cAMP-dependent protein kinase regulator activity
Source: RefSeq, a predicted model, not a curated record